UAGAAUGUCUGCAAAUAUUUCUAACAGAAACGUUGAAAUCCAAGAUAUGGAUGCAAGCGAUAGUGAGGAGAUUGGGGUCCAUAGUGAUGAGGAAGGAAGUUUGCGAAUAAACAAGGAAAUCUAUAUACCACCACCCCCUCGAAAUAUGGCAGAAAUCAAGACCGGUGAGCCUAGAUUGAUGAUUGUAAAAAUUGUUAAUGAAAACUUUAAAAGCUACGGAGGUGAACAAAUUGUUGGACCUUUCCAUGAGCGAUUCUCAGCAAUAGUAGGUCCAAACGGUAGUGGCAAAAGCAAUGUUAUUGAUUCAAUGUUAUUCGUAUUCGGUUGCCGAUCAAAUAAAUUUCGGUUAAAGAAAAUAACAGGUGCAAUUCAUAAUUCUAAUCAAUCUUCCAAUAUAAAAAGAUGUAAAGUCGCGGUACACUUCCAACAAAUUGUAGAUAAGGCGGAAGGAGGAUAUGAUGUUGUACCCAAUAGUCAGUUUAUUAUAUCCAGAACAGUGUAUAAAGAUAAUACUUCAUAUUAUGAGUACAAUGAUAAAAAAAUACAAUUCAAGGAAGUUACAAAAAUGUUAAGAUCGUAUGGUAUCGACUUGGAUUACAAUCGUUUUUUAAUACUUCAGGGAGAAGUCGAACAAAUAGCAAUGAUGAAGCCAAAAGGACAAAGUGAGGGAGAUAUCGGUAUGUUAGAGUUUUUGGAAGAUAUUAUUGGUACAACUCGAUAUAAAGAACCUUUAGAAAAAUUGUCACAAAAAGUUGAGACGUUGUCAGAGUACAGGAUUGAAAAAUUAAAUCGUCUUCGUAUCCUGGAAAAAGAAAAGUCUAACUUAGAAGAGCCGAUGCGUUCCGCUGUAGAGUAUUUGAAAUUGGAAAAUGAAAUAACAAGGUUACAGCAUCAGCUUUAUCACUGCAAGAGACUUGAAACAUCAGAGAUGCUCAACGAACAAGAAGCCAAAAGAAUCGAUAUGGACAAAGAUGUAAAUAGCCUAAUAGAACAAAUGAAGGAAGUUAAACGUGAAAAGGAACAGUUAAUGACUGAAAUUAAAGAUAAAUCUAAAAAAUGGGAUUCUCUUGUGCGCAAAAAGGAAUCAGCCACAGAGAACUUCGACAAAAUCAAGAGACAAGACGAAGCUUUACACGCCGAACUGAUCGAGACAAACAAACGGAGAAAAGCCACUAUGGCUUCUGUAAAGGCAGAAAAAGCUAAGUUAGAUGACUUGAUGAAAGUUCCAACGAAGAAUGUGAAGACCAUUGAAGAAUAUCAGAAGCUUGCAGAAAAGUACGUCGCAGACCGAACAAAGCAGGAAAAUGCCUUGACAAACCUAAUGGCAGGCUUGCAAACGAAAACUGCGCCUUUACUGAAGCAGCGAACGACAUUGGAGACCGAACUGAUAACCCGCCGGAAAGAAGUGGAUGAUGCAAAAGCAGUGUACGAAAUUGCAAGAUCUGAAUUGAAUUUGUACACGUCCAUUGAAAAGAAAGAGAAGCAAAAGCUAGAAGUACUUGAGCAAGAUUUGAAGGACACGGAAGGGAAAUUUGAAUCGUGUAAACAACGAAGCACUACUUUAAGUUGUAAGAUACCUGCUACAGAACAAAGUUUGGAAAAAGCUCAAAAGGAUUUGGAUAACGUCAGAAAGGAAGAGGCAUCUGUUAGUGCACAGCUAAAAGAUACAAGGCUUAUUGUAGAAGAGAAAAGAGCCGCUAUGAAUGCCAGUAGAUCCAGGAAUCGAGUAUUAGAUGUGCUGAUGCGAGAAAAAAGGGAAGGGAGAAUACCUGGGAUAUUUGGCAGAUUGGGUGACUUGGGUGCUAUUGAUAGCAAAUACGAUGUGGCAGUGUCAACGGCCUGUGGUCCUCUGGAUAACAUUGUUGUGGACAAAGUAACAACAGCGGAGGCGUGUAUCACUUUUCUUCGUCAAAAUGACAUUGGUCGAGCUACAUUUAUACCACUAGAAAAACAGCAGCGGUUUUUAAAGCAAUGUAAUCAGAAAAUUCAGACACCAGAGGACGUCCCCCGAUUAUUCGAUUUGAUUAAGGUUGAGGACAAGAACGUUUUACCAGCCUUCUACUACGGAUUACAGGACACCCUGGUCGUUGACAACUUGGACCAAGCCACGCGAAUUGCUUAUGGUGCUAAACGUUACCGGGUAGUUACCCUUUCUGGGGAAUUAAUAGAAAUGUCAGGGACGAUGAGUGGUGGUGGCCGCACGGUUAGUCGAGGUCGUAUGGGCCAGAGUAUCAUCCGAGCUGAACCUAACGCAGCAGAUGUCGAAACGUUACAAGUGAAUUUGGAUGCCAUUUAUGAAAAAUGUAAUCGCUUAAGAGUCGAACAAGUUCCGUUAGAAGACCAGGUACGCACUCUAACGAAUGCUUUAUCGGAAAUGAAACUUGAGGCCCAAAAAUGCACUACUGAGGAGAAGGCUUUGAGGGAACAGCUACUACUGCUAAAAAAACAGCUCGUUGUUCAGAAAAAGAAGGUAUCCGAGAGUGCAAAUGACCCAACCAAGCUGGAAACAUUAACCGAUGUUGUGGCCACUGCUGAAAAAGGUUUAAAUGAUAAAGAGGAAAUCUCCAAAUCAAUCGAGGACCGGGUAAUGAAAAUUAAUCGGCAGAUGGAUGAGAUUUCGGGCGGCAGAGUAAAAGAGCAACGCAAGGUCAUCACUGCUUUGACUACGACAUUAGAUAAAACGAAAGCGGAAAUCUGCAAGCUGCAGGUAGAAAUAAAAACCGCAGAAAGAAACAGCAGGAAAACUGAACAAAGAAUCGAGAGUUUGGAAGAUGACGUUCAUAAUUGUGAGGAGAGGAUUCGACAGAUCCAAAAGGAAAAGGGUACACUUGAGGAAGAAGCCAAAGUCGUCCUAGGCGAAUUGUCAGAGAUAAAUGCGGCACUGGUUGACAAGGAAGAAAGUGAGGCCACCUUAAAGGAAGCGCUCGAGAAAAUGCAAACACGGGAGAGGGACAUGAAAGCUUUCAAAAUCGACUUAGAUAGAAGAGUCCAGGACAUUCGAGGAAUUGUCGAGAAUCUUCGCCAUACGUUCUCCGAUUAUUCGAAAAGGAUCGGCACACUGAAGCUGAAGUUGGUCCCUGGUCAAAUAUGUGAGCCCUUUCCAGAGAUGACGGAAGAAGAAGUAAAGGCUCUGAAUAGCAAAACUAUUGCUGCUGCUCUACAAUCGGCGAAGGAAAGUCUUCCUGAACAGGUUCCAAAUAUGCAAUUAAUUCAAGAAUAUCAGGAGAUGGAUGCCUUGUACUUGAAGAGAGCCGCUGAGUUCGAAGACAUUACCAAACAGAGGAAUGAAUUCAGAGACACUUAUGAAUUAGCCCGGCGUCGCAGGGCCGAAGAAUUUAUUUCUGGGUUUGGUUUGAUUACUUGCAAACUGAAAGAGAUGUAUCGAAUGAUCACAUUGGGUGGGGAUGCCGAGCUUGAACUAGUUGACUCUCUGGAUGCCUUCAGUGAAGGCAUUGUUUUUAGUGUUAGACCCCCAAAGAAAUCUUGGAAGAACAUCUCAAACCUCAGUGGUGGGGAAAAAACGCUGAGUUCAUUGGCAUUGGUCUUUGCUCUUCAUCAUUAUAAGCCCACACCUCUCUAUUUUAUGGAUGAAAUCGAUGCUGCACUUGAUUUCAAAAACGUUUCCAUAGUUAGCAACUAUAUCAAAGAGAGGGCAAAAAAUGCCCAGUUUAUCGUUAUUUCUUUGCGUUCCAAUAUGUUUGAAAUGGCUAAUUAUUUGGUUGGGAUUUACAAGACAUUUAAUUGCACUAAGUGCGCUACUAUUGACCUAUACAAGUUUCAGGCUUGUACUACUAACAAUAAUAACACCCAAAAGGGUGGAUCUUCAGCUUCUCAAGUUUUAAAUCCGCAAGAAAUUUCAACUUCUCCUGUUGUCCAGACACAUCCUCUGGGUUCUACUGAAAGUGAAAAUCAGGAAGACUUUUCAAAUGCAGUGAAUAAGAACGAUUUGCAAAAAAGCGAAUUAGCUUCACAAGUUGUGGAUCCUGAUGAACCCCCGAGAAAAAAAUUAAUGCUGCAGAAUUGAAAGACCAGAUAGAUUACAAUUAAUACUUAGAAUAACUUUAAGUUGAUUAUUUAAAUAAUUUGAAUUAUAAAUGAAAAAUGAGGGAGCCUGUCAUUAAAAAACGAAUUGUCAAUA
This is a messenger RNA of Orussus abietinus, 4138 nucleotides long. It is a transcript of the gene glu, whose product is annotated as structural maintenance of chromosomes protein 4. The record is from RefSeq and is a predicted model, not a curated record. NCBI's taxonomy places the organism in Eukaryota, Metazoa, Arthropoda, Insecta, Hymenoptera, Orussidae. Gene Ontology annotation, molecular function: ATP binding; protein binding; ATP hydrolysis activity. Gene Ontology annotation, biological process: mitotic chromosome condensation. Bases 5 to 4024 code for a protein of 1339 amino acids. The transcript has 9 exons. Gene Ontology annotation, cellular component: chromosome.